AAUAUUUUCCGAGGGUUUUGGGAGAGAUGGCCGUCGCGGCGCCAUGGCGCGCAUUCCCAUUCUCUUGGCCGCGCCCUCGAAUGCGCGAAAUCUCGCAUUCUUGUGCUUGCUCGUCGGCGACGCUGCUCCAGAUAGAGGAUUCAUCCGAGGCAAAUCGGGCAGCAGUAGCAGCGGAAUCUGAGGAACAGCCGGCUAAGAAGGUACCGUUCUUCCCCAAGCGAGGCCAGGAGCUGGAGCUCGUCUGCGAGAGCCUGGCAUUCAAGGGACAGGGCGUGUGCAAAGUUUUGGAAACCGGGUAUGUGGUCAUGUGUGAUAGGGCAUUGCCGGGAGAACGCUUGAUAGCGCGCAUCACCAAACGAAAGGGAAGCUAUGCAGAGGCUCUAAAAUUGCGGACGAUCGUCACACACGACAAUGCAGUAACUCCACCGUGCAAAUACGCUGAAAGCUGCGGUGGCUGUAGAACACAAAACUUAUCUUAUGAGGCCCAGCUUGCUGCAAAGGAAGACCAAGUCCAUCAGCUCAUUUCACGAGUCGGGAGGUUUGGGAGGAGUGAGGAGUCCGGCAGUGGCAGCUACUUGAAACCGAUUUUCCCUUGUGCAAAUCAGUACCACUACAGGAACAAGAUGGAGUUCUCAUUUGGAACUCGAUGGCUGCCACCCAACGAGUUUGUGAAGAACCAGUCACCAGAUAUUAAGGAGGACUUUGCGCUUGGGCUCCACGUACCUGGGAGCUACGACAAAAUCCUGGACAUUAGAGAAUGCCUUCUGCAACAUGACGUUGCGAACCAGAUACUCUUAGACGUGCAUACGUUUUGCGAAACUCAUCGGAAUGAUCUUUCAGCAUAUGAUACAAAGACGCAUAGCGGGUUUCUUCGUCAUCUCACACUGAGAUCCGGCCAUGACGAACACACAGGGAAGCUGCAAGUGAUGGUUAAUAUCGUAACUUCGGUGCACCAUCCCCGUAUGAUAAAACCAUUGAUAGAGAAGCUUGUAACUUACUCUGAAGUGACUAGCAUUGUUAAUAAUGUGACAUCCUCAAUGGCCAACACAGGGGUUGGUGAAAAACAGUAUCUUCUGUAUGGAGCUCCAGCCAUUACGGAACGUUUGCGUGGCCUCGUUUUUGAGAUUUCUGCCAACUCUUUUUUUCAGACGAACACAUCACAGGCAGAAGUUCUAUAUGAAGUUGUGGAAAAAGCAUGCAACUUGACGGAGGCCUCUAGCGAAAUGAAUAUGCUGGACUUGUUUUGCGGCACGGGCACUAUUGGCCUCUCAAUGGCAAAUAAGGUCAACCAUGUUUAUGGCUACGAACUUGUCCAGGAGGCUGUUGCGAACGCCCGGCGCAAUGCGAACAGAAACAACAUUUUAAACGCGACAUUUAUUCAGGGAGACCUGAACAAACUUACUUCCGGAUUCGGAGGAAAUUUUCCUCGGCCUGAUAUCAUUAUUACUGAUCCGAAUCGACCUGGCAUGCAUCCGAAGUUACUACAAUUCAUCCUGAAGUCCGGCGCUGCAAGGGUAGUGUAUGUUUCCUGCAAUCCGGCAACAUGUGCUCGGGACCUUGACGUGCUAUGUCACUCCAAGGAUGGCUCCGAUUUAGCUGGUGGCUACCGGCUUCUAAGCGUCCAGCCUAUAGAUAUGUUUCCCCAUACGCCACACGUCGAGUGUGUCUGCGCGUUGGAACUGAGCAAUUGACUCGCUCCUUUGAGGGGAGACUGCUUGGUAUUCUCUCGUGAUGCAUCUCCCCUGGCAGUGUCCGAGGACGGACGGACAACUCCCGAGAUGCCCGGCGGAGAGAAUGCGAGUAUUUUUCAGCUGCUGGCUCCAUCAGGAUACUGUUGCCCGUGCGCCUCGGGGAUUGUUAUUGGUUUUCUGGAGAAUCUGCCGCGGCCAACUCCCUCUCAGCCACGUUAAGUACCGAAUUAUUUUUUACAUUAGCAGGCUGUCAACAGGAUAUUCUCGAGUUUUAUAAAUUCCGGGGAUGUAUCAAGUGACAGCAGUGUGAAGUCAA
This is a messenger RNA of Selaginella moellendorffii, 2007 nucleotides long. RefSeq lists its product as uncharacterized. Gene Ontology annotation, biological process: RNA processing. The transcript has 10 exons. Bases 27 to 1691 code for a protein of 554 amino acids. The record is from RefSeq and is a predicted model, not a curated record. Lineage: Eukaryota; Viridiplantae; Streptophyta; Lycopodiopsida; Selaginellales; Selaginellaceae.